AUGUUAGAUAAUUCUUUCAGUUACUUCCCAUAUUAUUUCUUUUUUACUCUAUUCUUGUCAUCUAGUCUUUCUCUCUCUACACUUUCAGUCUCUGUUAACUUUUCUUUUUACUACAUUCCACUUACUCCCUUUUUUAACCUUUUCUCUUUUAUUUCCUCACCCUUUCGUUUCUCUCCCCCUUCUCUCUCUCUCUCUCUCUUUCUCUCGCGCUUUACCGCUCUUUGCCCCGAGAGGAAAUCUAUCUAUCUAUCUAUCUAUCUAUCUAUCUAUCUAUCUAUCUAUCUAUCUAUCUAUCAUCUUUUCAUUGUCUAUCUAUCUAUCUAUCUAUCUAUCUAUCUAUCUAUCUAUCUAUCUAUCUAUCUAUCUAUCUAUCAUCUCUUCAUUAUCUAUCUAUCUAUCUAUCUAUCUAUCUAUAUAUCACCUCUUCAUUAUCUAUCUAUCUAUCUAUCUAUCUAUCUAUCUAUCUAUCUAUCUAUUAUCUAUCAUCUUUUCAUUCUAUCUAUCUAUCUAUCUAUCUAUCUAUCUAUCUAUCUAUCUAUCUAUCAUUUCUUCAUUAAUCUCUUCAUUAUCUAUCAUCUCUUCAUUAUCUAUGACCCUUCAUUAUCUAUUAUCUAUCUAUCUAUCUAUCUAUCUAUCUAUCUAUCUAUCUAUCAUCUUUUCAUUGCCUAUCUAUCUAUCUAUCUAUCUAUCUAUCUAUCUAUCUAUCUAUCUAUCUAUCAUUUCUUCAUUAACCUCUUCAUUAUCUAUCAUCUCUUCAUUAUCUAUGACCUCUUCAUUAUCUAUCUAUCUAUCUAUCUAUCUAUCUAUCUAUCUUUCUUUUCAUUAACUAUCUAUCAUUAUCUAUCUAUCUAUCUAUCUAUCUAUCUAUCUAUCUAUCAUUUCUUCAUUAACCUCUUCAUUAUCUAUCAUCUCUUCAUUAUCUAUGACCUCUUCAUUAUCUAUCUAUCUAUCUAUCUAUCUAUCUAUCUAUCUAUCUAUCAUCUUUUCAUUGCCUAUCUAUCUAUCUAUCUAUCUAUCUAUCUAUCUAUCUAUCUAUCUAAUCUCAUUGUAAUCUCUUCGUUAUCUAUCAUCUCUUACCCAUCUUUAAUCUCUUCAUUAUCUGUCAUCUCUUAUCUAUCUUUAAUCUCUUCAUUAUCAUCUCUUCAUUAUCUAUUAUCCUCUCUUCAUUAUCUAUCUAUCUAUUUAUCUAUCUAUCUAUCUAUCUAUCAUCCCUUCAUUAUCUAUCUAAAUCUCUUCAUCAUCUACCUAUCAUAA
Messenger RNA from Acanthosepion pharaonis, 1254 nucleotides. NCBI's taxonomy places the organism in Eukaryota, Metazoa, Mollusca, Cephalopoda, Sepiida, Sepiidae. The record is from the annotation of a GenBank genome assembly.